Messenger RNA from Xyrauchen texanus (razorback sucker), 3575 nucleotides. Its product is annotated as dihydropyrimidinase-related protein 1-like. NCBI's taxonomy places the organism in Eukaryota, Metazoa, Chordata, Actinopteri, Cypriniformes, Catostomidae. The record is from RefSeq and is a predicted model, not a curated record. Gene Ontology annotation, molecular function: hydrolase activity, acting on carbon-nitrogen (but not peptide) bonds, in cyclic amides. The transcript has 14 exons. Gene Ontology annotation, cellular component: cytoplasm; cytosol. Bases 70 to 2061 code for a protein of 663 amino acids.
UGACCUGGUUUUCAGCACUGGCAUAUUGCUUUAGCGCUGUAUUUGAGUAUCAUCCCCCCGAUAUAUGUGAUGUCGGACUGCAGGCGACAGUGGAACCGGGAAGAUGAGCUCCCUGUGUACCUGGCUAAACCCAUCUCUGGACCUAACCAGCGGCACAAGUCUCAAGGACUGUUUAGCUCCGUCGAGGGCGCAUAUGAUAACAAGACUAUAAAUUUUGAUCAGUAUGCGGUGGGAAGGAAAGGAAACAGGACGCCACGGAGCUGUAGCAGAGAGCGCAUUCUGGAUGGGGACAUUGGAGCUUAUGAGAUCGGCGGGGGUUCCCUGAUCAGCUCAACGGGCGAGAAAGAUCAGACUGUAAAUUAUGGGCAAAACAACGGGAAGAGUGAUCGGCUGCUGAUUAAAGGAGGAAGAGUAGUUAAUGAUGAUCAAUCCCUCUAUUCGGAUGUCUAUGUUGAAGAUGGACUUAUUAAACAGGUUGGGGAGAACCUGAUUGUGCCGGGGGGUGUGAAGGUGAUUGAGGCUAAUGGGUGUAUGGUGAUACCUGGAGGCAUUGAUGUGAACACCUGCCUGCUUAAGCCCUACCUGGGCACCUCGCCUGUGGAUGACUUCUACCAGGGUACCAAAGCUGCACUGGCAGGAGGAACUACCAUGAUCAUCGACCACGUGAGUCCACUGCCAGGGGACAGUGUUUUGGAGGUCUUUGAGAAGUGGCAGGAAGCAGCCGAAAGGAAGUGCUGCUGUGAUUAUUCAUUCCAUGUGGAUAUCCCACAGUGGAAUGAAGGUGUAAAGGAAGAGCUUGAGCUGCUGGUACAGGAAAAAGGAAUCAACUCUUUCCAGGUGUACAUGGCUUAUAAAGGUUUAUUCCAAAUGACUGACUCUCAGUUGUAUGAAGCAUUUUCAUUCCUUAAGGAGCUAGGUGCGGUGGUGCUGGUCCAUGCAGAGAAUGGAGACCUCAUAGCCCAGGAGCAAAGCAAAAUUUUGGGAAUGGGCAUUAAUGGUCCAGAGGGCCACCCACUGAGCCGCCCAGAGGAGCUGGAGGCGGAGGCUGUUUUCCGUGCCAUCACCCUCGGCAACCGAGUCAAUUGCCCAGUCUACAUUACCAAAGUGAUGAGUAAGAGUGCAGCUGAGACUGUGACCCAGGCACGGAGGAAAGGCUCUGUUGUAUUUGGUGAGCCAAUCACAGCCAGCUUGGCAACAGAUGGGUCACAUUACUGGAGCAAAAACUGGGCAAAAGCAGCAGCCUAUGUGACCUCUCCACCCCUCAGCCCUGACCCGACGACACCUGACUACCUUCACUCUCUACUGGCCAGUGGGGACCUGCAGGUCGUGGGUAGUGGGCAUUGUGCUUAUAGCACUUCUCAAAAGGCUAUAGGGAAGGACAACUUUACCCUUAUACCUGAGGGAACCAAUGGAGUAGAGGAGAGAAUGGGCUUUGUUUGGGACAAAUCUGUGGUCAUGGGGAAGAUGGAUGAAAAUCUAUUUGUAGCCGUUACCAGCACCAAUGCAGCCAAAAUCUUUAACAUUUACCCACGUAAGGGUCGGAUAGCAGUGGGUUCAGAUGCUGAUAUUGUCAUCUGGGACCCCAGCAAGAUGAAGACCAUCACAGCUAAAGCACAGCAGUCAGCUCUGGAGUAUAAUAUAUUUGAGGGAAUGGAGUGUCGCGGUGGACCCGUGUAUGUUGUCAGUCAGGGCAGGAUUGUGUUUGAGGACGGGAAGCUUCAGGUUCAGCAGGGCACUGGACGCUUCAUCUCCCGCAAACCCUUCCCUGACCACGCCUACCAGCGCAUUAAGAUGCGCAACAAGAUGAUGAGCAAGCAGGGAGUGUCACGUGGGAUGUAUGAUGGUCCAGUAUACGACGUUCCAUUGACGCCCAAAUACACAACCCCAGCACCCUCAGCCAAAACCUCACCCACUUCACACCAGCCACCACCAAUCAGAAACUUGCAUCAGUCUAACUUUAGUCUAUCAGGGGCGCAAGUUGAUGACAACGUUCCUCGGCGCUCUGGCCAUCGCAUUGUUGCACCCCCUGGUGGCCGCUCCAACAUCACCAGCCUUGGUUGAACCUUUAGCAGCUCCCAACUGACUUUGAGUGUGUAUGUUAGUGUGUGUUUGUGAGACUGUGUGUGUGUCUGAAUUAAUAGAGUCAGAUCUGUUGACAAACCAUCAGUACUCUCCUCACACAGGGCCAUGCUAUGAACUGAUUUUUUAAUCAAUUCUUACUUGUGCAUUUUAAAAUAUGGUCCUUAAUAUGUUGGUCACCUUAACUUACCAGUGCAGUAAAACUGAUAAAGAAUACAUAGACAUAUACGUAGAGACAUGCAUAGACAAUCACCAAAAUAUUCUAUAACAAAAGCAUCUAAACAAUGACAAAAUAACCGCACAAACUUUUUGAAGUUAAUUAUUGAGCUUUUAUUCUUCUGCUGUAACCCCAGUGUUUGUGACAGUGUUGAAAAUGUCACAAACAUUGAAGCUUAGCGUUGUCGCCCUCUUUUGCUGGUUGUCCCUCAAAAUGGUGCUCCUUCUACUGGACAACUGGCAGGACUACCAAUCACUUAACUGGUAGUGACAAUUGGGGUAAAAGUGCUUCAGAAUGCAUGCCUGAGGUCAGUUUUAGGCACAGUUGUACUGCUAAUUAUUCUAAAGCUGAGCUAAGAGCUGCAUUCAUAAGCACUUUUGACUCUCCUGUUCUCUGUGCACUGAAAUAUUUGUUCUGAUAAUAAUUCUGUGUGAUCAGUCUCUUUGUGGUAAAGAGUAUGUAUAAAGUGCAUGAUUUCACUUGUAGAUGUUGGUAUUGCUCACAUCUGGGUAGUUAACUGAGGUAUAUACUUAAUGUUUCUUAUUCUUUAUACUAUAAAAGACUGUUUUAUUUUUCACCGCAUUUAAAUUAAGUAGAAUUAAAACAAUGCAAUAUUUGAGAAAUAUCACAUUUCAUUGCUGCAUGUGAUGAAUUAGGUACACUCUCUCAAGCUCUUCCUAGUUGUGUAGAUUUUGCUUAUUGGCAAAACUAGACGUAGACUAGAGAACCUAUUGUAUUCACAUUACCUCAAUACCACAAAUGCAAAAUCAGAGAAAAAAAAACACCUUCUGUAUAUGCAAGCUGCAAUUUUUUUUUGACACAUGCACUCGAAGAGCUGUGGUCUUACCUUGUAUGCUGCCAUUUCUUUUCUCCUACUGUGAGAUUUUUACAGUAUUGCUCCAUAUGCAUCACGCACUAUACCUGUUGCCUAGUCACUGUGUAAGCUGAAAGUCUUAAUAAUGAACUUCCACUGCUUAAAGGGUUAUUAUCCCUGAUGUUCUAGACCAAUACACUGCCAUUUCCAAGCCUUCUGUAUUACUUUACCUACCCUUUUGUGAUUUUGUAUUGCCUAUGGUAUUUAUAGUGUUUAUGAUCAAUGUCAUUUUAGUUUUGUAGGCUGAUAUCCACUAAUGCACUCAUUUGCUGUUAAUAAUGAUAUUCACUUUGCUAUGGUGAAUAAAAAUAGUCUAUGAAUUGAUGUUGUUGAAGAUGGUGCUGUUUAUGACAUUUUUAAAUUGAAAUGUAUUUAUAAAACUUACAUUACAAACAACUCAUUAAA